Molecule: messenger RNA, 2629 nt
Organism: Suncus etruscus (white-toothed pygmy shrew)
Lineage: Eukaryota; Metazoa; Chordata; Mammalia; Eulipotyphla; Soricidae
Gene: PSKH1
Product: protein serine kinase H1
Exons: 3
Coding region: 150-1436 (428 amino acids)
Biological process (GO): protein phosphorylation
Molecular function (GO): protein kinase activity; ATP binding
Source: RefSeq, a predicted model, not a curated record
UGCUGCUGCGGCGGCGGCGGCCUUGGCCGCGGCCCGGAGAGGGUCAGCUCAGCCGCCGAGACGCCGAAGAGCCCGCCGCCCGCGCGAGGUGUAGACGGGGCGCUGCCUGCAGAGCAGGUCCUGCCAGCCCUGCUGGAGAGGAUGCCCCCAUGUCCGUGAUGGGCUGUGGGACAAGCAAGGUCCUUCCUGAGCCACCCAAGGAUGUCCAGCUGGAUCUGGUCAAGAAGGUGGAGGCUUUCAGUAGCACUAAGAGUGAUGUAUACAAGCACUUCAUCACGGAGGCGGACAGUCUCAUUCCACCCAAGGCCGGGCUCCCAGCAGCUGGCCAAUACGGAGAUUCCUGUCCUGGUGCCCUUACCACCACUGGUCGCACAGAACCUCCUUCUGAACCCCCACGCAGGACCAGGGUGGCUAAGUACAGGGCCAAGUUCGAUCCACGAGUAACAGCCAAGUACGACAUCAAAGCCCUGAUUGGUCGAGGAAGCUUCAGCCGAGUGGUUCGAGUGGAGCAUCGGGCCACCCGGCAGCCAUAUGCCAUCAAGAUGAUUGAGACCAAGUACCGGGAGGGCCGGGAGGUGUGUGAGUCGGAGCUGCGUGUACUGCGCCGGGUGCGCCAUGCCAACAUCAUCCAGCUUGUGGAGGUGUUUGAGACCCAGGAGCGAGUGUACAUGGUGAUGGAGCUGGCCACAGGAGGUGAGCUCUUUGACCGCAUCAUCGCCAAGGGGUCUUUCACAGAGCGUGAUGCCACCAGGGUGUUACAAAUGGUCCUGGAUGGUGUCCGAUACCUGCAUGCAUUGGGCAUCACACACCGAGACCUCAAGCCUGAGAAUCUGCUCUACUACCACCCUGGCACGGACUCCAAGAUCAUCAUCACAGAUUUUGGCUUGGCUAGUGCCCGAAAGAAGGGUGAUGACUGCCUGAUGAAGACCACCUGUGGCACGCCCGAGUACAUUGCCCCUGAGGUCCUGGUCCGAAAGCCCUACACCAACUCAGUGGACAUGUGGGCUUUGGGUGUCAUCGCCUACAUCCUGCUCAGUGGCACCAUGCCCUUUGAGGAUGACAAUCGUACCCGGCUCUACCGGCAGAUCCUCAGGGGGAAGUACAGUUACUUGGGGGAGCCUUGGCCCAGUGUCUCCAACCUGGCCAAAGACUUCAUUGACCGUCUGCUGACGGUGGACCCUGGAGCCCGCAUGACUGCCCUGCAGGCCCUGAGGCACCCAUGGGUGGUGAGCAUGGCAGCCUCUUCAUCCAUGAAGAACCUACACCGCUCCAUCUCCCAGAACCUCCUGAAACGUGCCUCCUCUCGCUGCCAGAGCACCAAGUCUGCCCAGUCCACACGCUCCAGCCGUUCCACGCGCUCCAACAAAUCUCGCCGCGUGCGGGAGCGGGAGCUGCGGGAGCUCAAUCUGCGCUACCAGCAGCAGUACAACGGCUGAGUCCCAGCCUCUCACUGCACAUCUCUGGGAGGGAGGUGCGUGUCUGCUCCCGCUCCUUCUCUGUGCCUGUAGCAGCCCCUCCUCACUUUGACUCUGAGCCUUGUGGAUGAGCCCAGGGGGCUCAGAAUCCCCUGAACUGGAAGUCGGAGCCUGACCUUCAGCCUCCCACAGUCCUUGCUGCUUCCUAGAGCAAAGGGGCAUGUCGGGCCAGGCAGAGGGUGUGGUCGGGUUGUAGGGCUUUGGGGACUGUUACUUCUGGAACUGCCUCUCCUCCUGGUCCCCACAUUCCAUGGUCUUCUGAUCAUAUUAAGUUUGUGCCUUGGUGGGGAUCAGACUCCAGCUAAAUCUAACCCCCCCUUUGCCUUCUGAAAACAGACCAAGAUCUGUCUUCCUUCCUGAUACCCCCAGAGGUCCUUUCUGGCCCCAGCACUUGCCAGGACCUCUGAUAAAGGGUCAGGGACCAGAGUCCUUCAGAAUUAUGUGGCCCUGUGGGUAGCAGGUUUGCUCCAGUCACCAACUGUCGUGCUACAACAGUUCCUGCUCCCAGCCUAUUGCCCUCAGUACUUUUUUCGUUUGUUUCAGUUUUUGGGCGACACUGGCAGUGCUCCCAGCUUGGUGCUGGGCAGAUAAAGGUGUCUCUCCCUGGUGGUGUUAUGGGAGCCAUGGGGUGCUAGGGAUCAAGUCUGGGUCUUCUGCAUGCAAAGCAUGCACUCAACCCUUUGAACUAGCUCUCUAGCCCACUCUGCCUUCUUUGCAGAACCCAUCAUACCCCUUUUCCCCCUUGUAUGACCAUUCUAUUCCCCAGGUGCCUCCUUCCCAACCUGAGGGCAAUUAAAGGGAGCCCCACUGCUGCUACUUGGGUGGUGGUGGCGCCUGGGCCAAGGCAGAGAGCCAGGGUGUUCCUCGAGAAUUUAGGAUUCCAGUGCCAGUCCCUGAACCCCACCGUCCCGUUCUUGAACCUUGCUGCGCCGUCUGGUGUCUCUGCAGCUGCACAAAGGCGCCAUCUAGUGUCUGACACAAAUAGGGCAGCCUAGGAGCCUACCCUCCAACCUCUUAGAGGCAGUGGGAAGGAAGGUACAGUUGCACUCCAGGAAAGGCCCUGGCUGCCCCCGCCUUUGCUUCUGCUGAACUUAUGCGCAGCUCCCCUGGAACUUAGCCAUACUGUGUUACCUGCCUCUGAACCCUGAGUGCCU